AUGGACGCCCUCAUCGCCAAAGCGGAUGCGAUUCGUCCAGUCACGAAGAAAAGACGUAUCCAUCAAAAUGAAUCCCAGAAGAAGUCAGGAACAUCACGACCAGGGCCCUCGGACGACCGCACGUUAGGCUCGGUCUCUCUGCACACCGCACUGCCCAAGUCUCUUCGACCGACGUCCCCUCCUCCCGAAAACGUGCCAAAAUACGGUCAUAUUCAGGACAAGAAGCUUCGGGCGCAACUAACCCGACAGUCCACGCAGUCUGCACGGUCAAAGGCACUUGUGAAGGAUGCGGAGUUGCUGCUCACGGAGGAGGCGGGGCUCAUGGAGGUGGAAGGGGAUGUGGAGAAGACGUGGAGGAUUGGACAGAACGAGAUUGUGCAGGCGGCAGGACAGGAAGCUGCUCAAGGGAGGAAGGAGUGGAAGCUGGAUGGUGGGCCGUACCGCUCGAGAUAUACGCGGAAUGGGAGACAUCUGGCCAUUGUUGGAAGGAAAGGCCAUGUCGCAACAUUUGACUGGCAGACGGGAACGAUGCAUGCUGAGCUGCAACUACGAGAAACAUGUCGGGAUAUCACUUUCCUCCAUGACCAUUCACAUUUCGCCGUAGCACAGCAAAAAUACGUCUACAUCUACGAUCGUGACGGCGUGGAGCUGCACCAGCUGAAGUCGCAUAUCGAGCCUACACGGCUUGAGUUUCUUCCAUAUCAUUGGCUCCUUGCUAGCGUCGGCAACGCUGGCUAUCUCAAAUACCAAGACACUUCUACGGGACAACUGCUUGUCGAGCACCGCACGAAACUCGGCGCACCCAGCGCCAUGACCCAAAACGCACAUAACGCCGUCAUCCACCUCGGACACGCCAACGGCACAGUCACGCUCUGGACACCAAACCUUCCACAUCCCGCUGUCCGCCUACUCGCUCACCUCGGACCUGUCGCAAGUGUGAGCGUCGAUCCGAGUACGGCAGGAAGGUACAUGUCCACGGCAGGCCAGGAUGGGUUGGUGAAGGUGUGGGACUGUCGGAAUUGGAAAGGGGCGGUACGGACGUGGAACGCGAGAGGCGGUGGUGGCGAAGUGGAAUGGAGCCAGCGAGGCGCGCUCGCCGUAGCUUCCGGCGGGAGUGUCAACGUAUACACGAAGCCGUCUAUACAAACACCUCUUGCAGCGACUGUUUCCCCGCCGCUCUACCUCACGCAUCCCAUUCCCCACCGCCCAUUGACCUCCCUGCGCUUCUGCCCCUUCCACGAUGUCCUCACGGUUGGGCACAACGCCGGCCUCUCGAGCAUCAUCGUCCCAGGCUCGGGCGAGCCCAACUUUGACAGCGCCGAAGCGGACCCGUUCGAGAACAAGCGCGCCAGGAGGGAACGGGAGGUCAAGGGCCUGUUGGACAAGAUCCAACCAGACAUGAUCGCGCUCGACCCCGAGUUCGUCGGCUCGCUCGCUCCGGAGCCCAAACUCACCACCGCCGUCGGCGGCGAGCCCGACGUCCCCUUCGCGCGCCUUCCACGGCUGGAACGUCUGCGUGUGCAGGGCAAAGCGGACGAGAAGGAGGACGGCGACGAGGGUCUUGUUGAUGACGACGAUGACGACGAUGAGGCCGCGAAGAAGAGGCCGACGAAGGAGGAGAAAGAAAAGAAGAAAAUGCGCGGGAAGAACAAGACGCUCAAGAGGUACCUCCGCAAGCAGCGCAAGAACGUCAUUGAUCCUCGAGCGCUUGCCGUACGUGCCAAACUGGAGAAGCAGAGGGAGGAGAGGCGGAAGGCCAGGGCCGCCGCUGCCGGACACGCAGAGGAUCGGAAGCCUUCCGCUCUGGAUCGUUUCGGGCGGUCAGCACCAUGA
Messenger RNA from Rhodofomes roseus, 1833 nucleotides. Its product is annotated as BING4CT-domain-containing protein. Bases 1 to 1833 code for a protein of 610 amino acids. Gene Ontology annotation, biological process: maturation of SSU-rRNA from tricistronic rRNA transcript (SSU-rRNA, 5.8S rRNA, LSU-rRNA). Gene Ontology annotation, molecular function: protein binding. Gene Ontology annotation, cellular component: nucleolus; 90S preribosome; small-subunit processome. Lineage: Eukaryota; Fungi; Basidiomycota; Agaricomycetes; Polyporales; Fomitopsidaceae. The transcript is spliced from 7 exons. The record is from RefSeq and is a predicted model, not a curated record.